AUGCAUGGAGCCGAAAUAGGCCAACACAAGCGCUAUCAUUGCUACAAGAUUCGCUAUCCUUCCCCUGAUGGUCCCUUCAGUACCUCUGAUCCUUGGACUCUUACCGAAGAGCAUCUACUCUUGUACGCAAUUGAUGACUUUGGCUACGGAAGCUGGGACGAUUGUGCCAGAUUGGUGUCUGGAAAGACCCCCGAGGAAUGCCGGCGACAUUUCGAGACAUUUUAUUUAGGCGGUGUCGCUGGCCGGAUGUUUUUUCCAAAGAAUAAACCCUCUACUGCCGUUGAACAUCCCGAACAUAAAAAUGACAUAAACACGCAGGAGUGUCAGAUUUUACUACGGGAAGCUUUCAAAUUGAUCGGUUUCAGCAGCAAACGUGACGAAUUUGAAAUUGAAUAUGAUAACUUCGCUGAGGCUGCAAUAACUCUCUCUGUCGCGCACCUCGAUUACGAAACGAUCAGUCACGAAAUGGAAGACAUGGAUACAGAGUUCAAGUUGGCUCGCCUAGAUCACUAUCGGCGCCGAUUAGCCGAGCGUGAACGUCGAAAACGCUUGGUUAUUGAUUAUGGUCUUAUUGGGUUGUUCUCGCAGAAAGCGAUUUCAUUGGACAUCAUUGUGCAUGACUCUUUCCCUUUAGCAAUGCAACGCGGCAACAACGCUUCGAUUGCAUUCCAGAAAUUACUACCUUUUAAAACAUUCCGUGAGUUCUUCGCCAGUUUGCAUAAAGUGAAUAUCCUCACAGCUGAGAUACAAAAGCUACAGGAAUAUAGAUUGAAUGGACUUACUAGAAUUAAUGAAAUUAUCCCUUUUCAAAUUGCAAGGAGCAGACGAUAG
Molecule: messenger RNA, 831 nt
Organism: Acanthosepion pharaonis
Lineage: Eukaryota; Metazoa; Mollusca; Cephalopoda; Sepiida; Sepiidae
Source: the annotation of a GenBank genome assembly